Molecule: messenger RNA, 1932 nt
Organism: Anisakis simplex (herring worm)
Lineage: Eukaryota; Metazoa; Nematoda; Chromadorea; Rhabditida; Anisakidae
Source: the annotation of a GenBank genome assembly
AUGGACAUGGCUGGAAGCAUGCAGAUCUCGACACUUGGUGCACCGGGCCAUAUCGGGGGGAUUAGUGGCAAUUCAUUGCCUUCGGUUGGAGGAGGAGGAGACGUCUUAAUUGAGACGAUCGAAGUGCCAGAUCAUUGUGUUGGUUUGGGUCGCGGCGGUGAGCAGAUCUCACAGAUUCAGUCGCAAUCAAACUGUCGUGUGCAGAUGUCUCCCGAAUCUGAUCCGAACAACAUGCGUCAGUGCACUCUUCAGGGUACAAAAAUUGCUGUUGAACGUGCAAAAUCGAUGAUUCAAGAGUCACAAGGUGUAUUGGAAAGGGAAUGGGAUGAGAGCAUUGAAGAUGAUCGCGAUUUGUUGCAGGUGAUUGCACGAGCUGGGAAUCGUCCACCACCGAGUAGAGGAGCUGCUCAUUUCGACGGUGGAAUGGCGAACGCAGGUGGACGACAGAUCACUCACGAGAUGCUCAUUCCAGGUGUAAAAUGUGGUCUCGUGAUUGGUAAAGGAGGUGAAACCAUCAAAAACAUCCAGGAGCAAGCAGGUGUUAAAAUGGUAAUGAUACAAGAUACACAAGAAAGCAGUGGUCAACCGAAGCCGUUGCGCAUAAUCGGGGAUCCAGAUAAGGUAGAAAAUGCACGUCGCAUGGUCGAAGAUAUCUUGCAAUCGAGAGAGGAUCAUCCACCGGGCGGAGGGCAACGAUUCGGUGGUAACGCAUUUCCGGGUGGAAUUGGCGGUAUGGCCGGUGGAGGCGGAAUUGGUGCGGGAGGUGGACAGAGAUCUAUUGGCGAGGUGAUUGUACCGCGUGCUUCUGUUGGUAUGAUUAUUGGCAAGGGAGGUGAGACCAUCAAACGUCUCGCUGCUGAGUCGGGUGCUAAAAUCCAGUUCAAGCCUGAUGGCGGUAAUAGUUUCUUCCGAGAUAAAAUUGAUUGGAUUUCAUUGUACAUCUCAGUGGAAACGGUCGUCGUUAUUUCAGAAGACCAAACGACACCGGAUCGCUGCGCCGUAAUUCAAGGUACAACUGAUCAAAUCGCGAAGGCAACUCAAUUCAUUUCUGAAUUGGUUAAUAAGAGUGGAGCGGGUGUUGGCGCUGAAAUAUUUUAUAUGCAUGUACCGGCGAAUAAGACUGGUCUUGUCAUUGGCAAAGGAGGUGAAACCAUUAAACAGAUCUGUGCCGAGAGUUGUGCUCACGUGGAAUUGUCUCGUGAACCACCUCCAAAUUCAUCUGAAAAGGUUUUCAUCAUCAAAGGAACACCGUACCAAAUCCAUCACGCACAGCAUAUUAUCCGCAUUAAGGUUGGUGAUGUAUCACCCGGAACCCCGGUACCGCAGUUCCAUGGGCAAGGUGGUCCAGGUGCUGCAGGUGAUGGAUAUAGCGUUGGUCACAAUGCCGGACCCGCAGGUGGUCCUCAGGGAUAUGGCAAUGGAACAAGUCAUUUCGGGGGUGCGGUUGGUGGUCAAUCGACUGCACAGUGGAACGCCGGUUUCGGGCAUCAGCAGAAUGAUCCAGGACAAGCAGCAUGGGCACAGCAAUAUUACGGUCAACAAGGACAACAACAAACCGGUUAUCAACCGGGUGGAUACGCCACUCAAUAUCAGCAGCCGGGUGCACAACCGCAACCUCAGCCAGCACAGACAAGCACUGCUCCAGCGGUUAAUCCACAAACUGGACAACCCGACUAUAGUGCGCAAUGGGCCGAGUAUUAUAGGAGUAUGGGAAUGCAUGAGCAAGCAGCGCUGAUCGAGAAUCAACUCAAGCAAAACGCUGCAGCAGCUGCAGUGGCACAACAGCCGAGUGCGCAAGCCGCAAGACCGCAACAGCCUGCAUACGGUGCAUAUGGAGCCCAACCCGUCUCGGCAAGUGCGCAGAAUCAAUUCGGCUAUGGUGCACCGCAAGCGCAACCACAGGGUGGUUAUCAAUAUCCACAACAAUAUUAA